AUGGGUUUUGGCACAGGUCUGAAUGCAUUACUGACCCUGCUAAAAGCAGAUAGUAACAAGCGACCUGUACACUACACUACCAUCGACCUGCAUCCUCUUUCACCGGAGGUUUAUAGCGGACUCAAUUAUUGCGAACGGUUACACCAACCAAACUAUCAACCUUUCUUUGAGAAAUUGCACAAUUCGCCCUGGAACGAUAAUUCAGCUAUCAGCGACUGGUUCACCCUGCACAAAAUAAAAAGUUCGAUGGAAAAUUUCUCUCCCAACCGUGUGUUUGAUCUCGUUUAUUACGAUGCAUUCGCUCCAUCGUCCCAACCGGAAUUGUGGUCAACCGAUAUAUUCCGGAAAUUGAUAAAUAUGAUGGCACCUGGCGGAAAACUGGUCACCUACUGCAGUAAAGGAGAUGUGCGGCGUUCGAUGCAGGCUGCCGGCUUCAGUACGGAAAAACUCCCCGGACCUCCCGGAAAGCGGGAAAUGCUCAGGGCAAUAAAACCCGCAUCAUUUGCGUAA
This is a messenger RNA of Ostertagia ostertagi, 510 nucleotides long. Lineage: Eukaryota; Metazoa; Nematoda; Chromadorea; Rhabditida; Trichostrongylidae. The record is from the annotation of a GenBank genome assembly.